Caenorhabditis angaria is the source of this 737-nucleotide messenger RNA. NCBI's taxonomy places the organism in Eukaryota, Metazoa, Nematoda, Chromadorea, Rhabditida, Rhabditidae. The record is from the annotation of a GenBank genome assembly.
AUGCAUAUGCGCCUGAACAUGUGAGUUUUAUAUUUAGUUAAUUUAGGUGAACAUUUUUUGUUUUCAGAUUUCAUAUAAUUUUCAAAUCCUCUAAUAAUUUCAGGUUGUUCUGCAGGAGUCCAUUAGAAAAAUUGAAAGCUAUGGCGCAGAAUUCGAAAUCACAACAGAUGCGUUCAAGAUACUUCGCACAAUACGACAUGCUUCUAACAGUUUGGACACCAAUGCAAUGCUCCGCUAAUAUUGAUGCAAACACGGAGUUCUCGGCAUUGACAAUUGAGCAAGUGAAUGCAUCGGAAAACGAUCUUGAAACAGUGAGUUUAUUUUAAGAGGGUGUGGUUGUUUUUUAUCCCCGACAAUUAAAAUAGAUUUUAAAAUUUCAAAUCUCACUUUCAAGUUGUUUUCACUAUCCCAAAUUUACUCCUGCUCACAUUCCACAUCUAAUCCAUUUUUUUCAGUGUCGAGAAGAGCUGUUCAAAUUGGUCAAUUCCGAAACAAUUCUGAUAGGUCACUCACUGGAAUCAGAUUUCAAAGCGCUUUGUUUGGUCCACCACAAUGUAGUCGACACUUCAUUAUUAUUCAAAAGUGGGCCACACAAACCUGCACUGCGGAACUUGACGAAACAACACCUUGGAAGAAAUAUCCAAUCAGACAAUGUCAACACUUUUGGACAUAGCUCAGCUGAAGACGCAAAAGCUUGCAUUGAUUUGGUCAAGGAGUAUAUAACUUGUCAUCAUUGA